AUGGUGGCAUCUGUGCCCGACCCUCGGAGUGGAGAGGAGACUGCUCUGUCUGGCGUGCAGGUGAAGACACAGAGGCAAGCAGAGGAGGCAUUAGGAGCCACAGAUGACGAAAUCCAGAGCCUCCAAGGACAGCUACGUGAGCUCCAGGAAGUCCUCCAUGCUCUGAGGUGGAGCACAAAGGACAUUGCCCGGCGUGCUCUCAGCGAGGCGGUGAAGCUGAUGGAGCUGCCGGGCAUGACAGGAGCGGAUGUUCAAAAGAUAAUCGAUGAAGCCUUGGAGAAGCUGGAAUAUAACCAGGUCCAGUUGCCGGAUUUUGCCCGCAAAUCAUUAGGUGCGGCUACAGCGCGGGAACAACCAAGGAAUCCCUCCUUGGUGAUUUUUGAAUGGCUUGUUGCUUACCUCAGUUCUUUACAAUCCUGCAAGAUAGCCAAGGCCCAGACACAGGGCCCCAGCACCAGAGGAAUACUCUUCUGGGCUGGGCUCCCAUUGCUGCACGCCAUGAAGUCUCCCGAGGUUAUCCUGGAGCCCAAAAAUCAUCCGGGAAACUGCUGGUCUUUCCCCGGGAGCCAGGGUCAUGUCUUCAUCAGGCUGCCUAAAGCAAUCUUUCCCCACGCUGUAACUCUGGAACAUAUUUCCGUGAGAGCAUCACCUGGGGAAAACAUCUCCAGUGCCCCAAGGGACUUUGCUGUCUAUGGGAUGAAGGCAGAAAAUGAGGAGCAGGGGCUGUUCCUAGGAGAGUUCACCUACAUGGCUGCAGAACAUCCCUUUCAGACUUUCCAGCUGAAGAACGAGUGCUCUGACUCCCUGCAGUAUGUGAAGCUGAAGGUGCUGAGCAACUGGGGCCACCCGGAAUACACGUGUGUGUAUCGAUUCAGGGUCCACGGUGAUGCAGGGAUGAAGGCAGAAAAUGAGGAGCAGGGGCUGUUCCUAGGAGAGUUCACCUACAUGGCUGCAGAACAUCCCUUUCAGGCUUUCCAGCUGAAGUCGCACAUCACUCAUACGCGGACUUCCACAGACCCCCACAUCAUACUGAAGGAUGGAGGCCUGCGGGGGAGAAUAAAGGUGCUCAGCAGAGCACAGGCUGCCCUGGAAACUGUUGGGACACACCACGACCUCCUCUCCAGGAAAUAUCCGCCUGAGCUCUCUCUGCACGGCAUCAGGUCUAAAGUGCUUGAGGUGGUCUGA
Molecule: messenger RNA, 1185 nt
Organism: Rhea pennata
Lineage: Eukaryota; Metazoa; Chordata; Aves; Rheiformes; Rheidae
Product: SUN domain-containing protein 3-like
Exons: 10
Coding region: 1-1185 (394 amino acids)
Cellular component (GO): meiotic nuclear membrane microtubule tethering complex; nuclear envelope
Molecular function (GO): protein-membrane adaptor activity
Source: RefSeq, a predicted model, not a curated record